Messenger RNA from Phyllostomus discolor (pale spear-nosed bat), 2987 nucleotides. It is a transcript of the gene LMNTD2, whose product is annotated as lamin tail domain containing 2. Gene Ontology annotation, molecular function: structural constituent of chromatin. Gene Ontology annotation, biological process: chromatin organization. Gene Ontology annotation, cellular component: lamin filament. The coding region runs from base 250 to 2811 and encodes 853 amino acids. The record is from RefSeq and is a predicted model, not a curated record. Lineage: Eukaryota; Metazoa; Chordata; Mammalia; Chiroptera; Phyllostomidae. The transcript has 12 exons.
UGACGCGUUGAUUGGGGUGUGACCUGCUGCCCUGGCCGGGUCAGAAACACACCCAAGUGACCCACAGCCUGGUGUCCUGUGGAGCAGACACACACCCACACCCACACCCAUGGGACUCUUGGAGAGGCACCCCGCCGGUGCCGUCUGGGCUGUCAGCCACGCAGACGUGCACGUGGUCACGUGAGGAGGGCCCACACACGGGACACAGGGCAGACAGCCCCCCCCCCCCCCCUCAGCUCCUCCAAGAACAUGACGCGUGGCCCUGAGUCUGGCCUCAAGGGUGGAGAAGCCAAGAAAGGGGCUCCCUCAUCUCUGGGGAACGAAGAGCCAGUCAGUGGCCACCGGAGCCUCCCCGCUGGCACACCUGCAGACCUGGUGGCUCCCAAAGGCCGGAAGGACACCAAGGCCACCCCCACACGAGUGGGCCUGCAGUCCGCCCCCAAGGUCCUGGACCCCCGCCCUCUGCAGCUGCCGUUGGGGCAGCGGGAACUGGAUAUCCAAGCUCUGCGGUAUGCCGCCCAGGACCGACAGGAUGCCCGGCACCGCCGCAUCCUGCAGGAGGUGGCUGGGCUGCCGCCCGAGAGGGGCCCUCACAGUCAGGACAGGUUCCUGCGGGCCCAGGUCCAGAAGCUGACCCUGGAGCUGGAAGAACAAAAGGAACGGGCCCAGCUGGAGAGGGAUCGCCUGGAGGAGCAGCUGCUGCAGACCCAGACCUCGCUGCAGCAGCGGGAGGCCGAGCUGCAGGCCUUGCACAAGUCCUGCCUCGUGAAGCUGGCCCACUCCUCCUGGGUGGGCCGCAUGCUCCGCUCGUCCACCGGCAGCGUGGAGGUGGUGACAGCAGAGACCCUGGUGGACCCCAGCGACUCCUCGGAGAAUGACGAGGCCUCCCCGGGUCGGGAGGGCUUCCGGCUGGAGGACGUGGACUGGAACACCAUCGCCCACCGCUACCCCAACCUCCUCGCCAACAUCAAGUCCAAUUCGGAUUACAAGCACCCCCGGCCCCGGACGCCCCCACGGCUCCCAGUGGACUCACUGCCCGACGAGUGUGGCCCGGAGUCGAGCGGAAGACAGCACCGUCUCAAGAGUGUGGAGUGGGACUCCGGGACCUUCGUGGGCUCCGACAACUCCCGGGGCGCCAACUCGGACUCCAGCAGCUGGCCGCUGGACGAGCGGAGUGGUGUGCAGAAGGCGACAGGGCACCCGCUCCGGUCGCCGGGCCACAUUUCUUUCCAGCACAUAGGGCCACCAGGCAGGAGCCUCCGCAGGGACUCGGAUGCAGAGCCUGAAGGUGGGGUGGGGCGGGGCGGGGCUCCCCGUUUGGGCUGCACUCACUGUCCGACGCCCUGGAGGAGGUCCUGCAGAGCCUGGCCUUCCCUGGAGCCCAGGGUGGGGUGGCUGCUGGGGCCCCUCCCGCCGAAUCUUCGGGGUGUGUCCCAACCCCCAGAGCCCAGCCACCGCCUGCCCUGGAGGGGACCCCUGAGGCUGCUGCUCUCCCACGUGGACCCCCCAGGGCACUGCAGGCCAGUGGGUUCCCCAGCAGAUGCUCCAUAUGGGGGUCCCCCUUCUGAACAGGACCUCCGGAACAGGAGGUCUCUCCAGGCUCCUCUGGAACCCACUCAGACCAGCCGGGCAAGGUGGGGGCCACAGACGCGGACCACGGGCCUUCAGCGCACCCUUGGAGGUGAGGGGGGUGCGGUUUGGAGGAGCACAGCAGGGAGGCCCCGGGGUUCCCCAGCAGGAGGGGCCCUGACCUGCCACACCCUCCCCAGCGAGACCUCCUCCUGCGUGAAGAUCGUGGCCGUGAGCCUCAGCAAGGGGUUCGUCCGCAUCCUCAACGAGUCCGCGGAGGAGACGGCCGACCUGGGCGGCUCCACGCUGCAGCAGCUCGAGGGCGACUUCCCCGUGCGCACCUACCGCUUCCCACCCCACACGCUGCUGGAGCCGCAGCACCACGUCACGGUGCGCCCCACUCACCGCCAGCCCGCGCGCCCCCGCCCCUCGCCCAAGCCCCUCACCCAUGCCCGGCGCUGUCCCCAGGUAUGGGGGGAGGGGCCCGGCUGCACCAAGAAGCAGCCGGGCCCCUCGUCCGUGGGCCGGAAGCCUGCCCACUUUCACCCCAGCCCGAGCUUCGUGACUCUUCUCCUGAGCCCCAAGGGCGAGGUUUUGAGCAAGUACCAGGCCCCGCUCUGCCCGGUCCCCACCUUGAGGAUCUUCGAUGACACCGACUUGUCCAUCGACCGCUUCCUACUCUCAGAGGCCCAGCCCAGGGCCGAUGCGCAGCAGCAGCGGCGCCCGCCCCGACUCUCGGGCAAGCGUCGGAGGCGGGAGGCCAGGGCGCAGAGCCGGAGGCCCAGGUGGGGACCGCGCGUCCCUCGGUCUCGGUCUCGGCCUCCUCCCCAGGCCCCGCCCCACCCGAGAACACCGUCCCUCAGACCCGGCAGGAGCACUCGCCACUUCUGCACCCCCACCCCCCGCCCCUCGCUAGGCUCCCCACGGGCUGGCUCCAGCCCUCACGAUUCUGUCACCCCAGCAGGACACAGGGAUACGGAGGGAGGGCGCGCAGGGAUAUGGAGGGAGGGCCCCCGCAGGGAGGGGGAGGCCGGCCCACACCCCCCAUCACUGUCCCACACAGAGGACGGGCCGAGCCUCACGGUCUACCGGUAUAAGAUGAAGCCCACCGUCCGAGUGUGCCGGAAGAGCGUGGACCGGGGCUGCCCGAUGGUGGCGCUGUCGGUGCAGAGCAGGGCCAACAGCAGGUUCCGCUUACCCGGCUGCCCGCCCAUCACCGUGGACGCGUGCAGGCGGGUGUAGGCCGGGCAGUCCAGGCGCCUGCACUUGCUGGCCAGCUCCGUGACACCAACCGGCCAGCGCCGGGCGGGGCGCCGGGAGGCCGUGCGGGCGCGAAGAGGCAGUGGCAGGAGGCAGGCGGUGUCAGCUGCGUAAUUUACUGAACCAAUGUCACCUACCAAGUAAACUGCAUUUCUGUG